This is a messenger RNA of Rhincodon typus (whale shark), 1470 nucleotides long. It is a transcript of the gene trmt5, whose product is annotated as tRNA methyltransferase 5. Gene Ontology annotation, cellular component: cytoplasm; mitochondrial matrix. The annotation marks the transcript as partial. The transcript is spliced from 5 exons. The record is from RefSeq and is a predicted model, not a curated record. Lineage: Eukaryota; Metazoa; Chordata; Chondrichthyes; Orectolobiformes; Rhincodontidae. Gene Ontology annotation, biological process: mitochondrial tRNA methylation; tRNA N1-guanine methylation.
CCCUCCCGCUGGAAGUCGUUAUGAGGGACGGAAAGUACCAGACCAGGAUUCUUCUUUUCUUUACCAAGUCUUGGGCAAAUACAGUAUUAAGUGUGUCCACUAAAAAAUUGGCAACAAGGCAACAACUUCAUUUUACUUCAGCACUACCUCAAUAUUUUUCCAGCCAUUGCAUUUCCAAAGGUUUUGUUACUGAACUGGACACGAUGUCAGCAUAUAACCCUGAAGAGGAUGUCAAUCUUUACACUCCUCCCACAACAGUGCGUGGAAUUACUGAGCUGAACAGAGAUUUAUUUAGAAAGAAUGUAGCUCUUCCAGCGCUGAAGGUGAAAAAGGACAUAGUGAACAAAAUCAUGAAAUCUUUGAAAAAUUCAGCAUUGAAAAGACCUGGGCUAAAGCGUGUGAUUGAAGACUCUAAAGAUGAAAUGUAUAGGUUUAUUUUAUUGGACCCGUGUAAAAUAUCAUGCACAGAAUCUUUUCAGGCUUCCGAGAAGGCUGUUCUAAAAGAAUAUAAUGUUGACCUUCAGAUUCACAUGUAUCAUUUAGAAAUGACUUAUGAACAUUUCAAACCUGAAGAGAUUCUAAAGGCAAUUUUGCCUGAAGGGCAGGAUGUAACCUCUGGAUUUAGUAGAGUGGGCCAUAUUGUUCACAUGAACCUUCGCGAUCAUCAGCUUCCGUACAAGUAUUUGAUCGGCCAAGUUAUAAUGGAUAAGAAUCCUGGAGUAACUUCGGUGGUUAAUAAAACCAAUAUUAUUGACAACACUUACCGUAAUUUUCAGAUGGAAGUACUAGCUGGGGAAGACAAUAUGAUAACAAAGGUCAAAGAGAACAACAUAACAUAUGAAUUUGAUUUUUCCAAAGUCUAUUGGAAUCCUCGGCUCAGUACAGAACAUAGUCGAAUAGUUGGCCUCCUGAACUCUGGAGAUCUAGUGUAUGAUGUGUUUGCUGGUGUAGGACCUUUUGCUAUUCCAGCAGCAAAGAAAAACUGCAGAGUCAUGGCAAAUGAUUUGAACCCAGAGUCAUACAAGUGGCUAGUCCACAACUGCAAGUUGAACAAAGUUGAUAAUAAAGUACAGUCAUUCAACAUGGAUGGCAGGAACUUUUUAUUGGGUCCAGUUAAAGAGGAUUUUAUAAAACAAGUCGAAAUACUUUCAUCAAAAGAGAACAAAACCUCUAUUCAUAUAAUUAUGAAUCUGCCUGGUUUGGCUAUUGAAUUCUUGGAUGUCUUCAGACAACUCUUUGAGAAGCAAAACUUAGUUAACGCUUUACCCACAGUCCACUGCUAUAGUUUUUCCAAGUCUAAUGAACCUGCCAAAGAUAUUCAGAGAAGAGCGGAGGAUUUCCUAAGAACAUCCCUAGAGGGACGGUGCUCUAUCCAUUUGGUUCGGAAUGUGGCUCCAAACAAGGAAAUGUUGUGUAUAAGUUUUAAAGUUCCUGCUGAGGUGCUGUGCAAAAAUUACUUUGCAGAAAGAG